Molecule: messenger RNA, 1484 nt
Organism: Linum trigynum
Lineage: Eukaryota; Viridiplantae; Streptophyta; Magnoliopsida; Malpighiales; Linaceae
Source: the annotation of a GenBank genome assembly
AUCAUCCGAUCCAUCUCAACCAAAAAGAAAGAAAGCACUAGCUAGCUCGCUAGCUAGCGAAUCUCUGACUCCCGUUAUAUUGUGUGUGUCCAACAAACGUAAGAUGUUGUCUUCAUUACCUCACCUGCUGCUCACUGUAGCCGUGGUUUUCUUCUCCUCAAUGCCCACCGAAACAAACCCCGUUCCCAUUGUAGCCAAACUCACCCACCGCGACGCCGUUUCGUCACCAUUCUACAGAGAGUGGGAAACCGAGUCACAACGCCAAGACCGUCUGGACCGAAUCUCCGCCGCACGCGUUGCUCUCUUAAGCAGCGGCGGGGAAAACACCCAGCACUACCCAUCUCACCUCCUGCUAAACGACGACGGCCCCGGGAUUCUGUUCGUAAACUUUUCUAUCGGCUCACCACCAGCACCACUGCUCGUCUUCAUGGAUACCGGCAGCAGUCUUUCCUGGGUCAUCUGUCAGAACAAACCCACACCCACGCCUGGUUUCUAUGACCGCUUCAGGUCAGCCACAUUCCAGUACGUAUCGUGUAAUGAUCCCAUGUGCGAAGGACUUCCCAAGCAUAGUUGCUUGACUCGUACAGAUUGGUGCGUCUACGAUCAAUCUUACCAGGAAGGUCCUCGGGUCUCGGGGUUCUUGGCCACAGAGGAGGUAGUGUUUCAGAACUCAACACUUGGGAUGACUUUACCUGUGGACGGCGUAGUAUUCGGAUGUACGUUCCAAUUUUUGAGCAACUUUGGUCCGAGAUUUGCGGGUAUACUCGGGUUGGGUCCGAGGCCGGAAUCCCUGGUUCGUAAGAUCGGUCCGGUCUUCUCUUACUGUCUGGGUAAUGUUCGAGACGAAAACUACCGACAUCACCACCUCGUCCUCAACGAUGAGGUGGAUACCAGCCGUAGUAUUACCAUUAGCGAAGCUUCUCUGGAUUUUGGACCCGAUACUCAUUACUACAUUAGGUUGACAAGUAUCAGAAUGCCUGGUCAAGAGGAUAUUAUCAUGACAAGCCCAACAAUGCUUCUCUUAGACUCUGGCACAAAAAAGAGUUUGUUUCCUGAUUUUGUGUACGAGACUUUUGUUAAGAAACUAGAUGACAUGGUACGGAGCAUCAACCCGGGCAUUAUAAGGCUUUACACAAAUGUUACGAGUCUUGGUGACCUCGAGGACUUGUGCUACAAAGCGGAACUUGAAGACUUCCGCUCCAAUGCUUUGAGGGUGACCCUUUAUUUUGACGAUGGGGAUGGAUGGUUAGAAUGGGAAUACGAUUCCAUAUUCUAUCAAGUCAGGGCAAGGAAGGUUUGCUCGUCAAUCUCCCCAUCUAGUGCUCGAGGCCGAGGAGGGCUUUUCCUGAUCGGACUUUUAGGCCAACAGAACCAAAAGUUCACCUAUGACCUAGAUGAAAUGCGUUUGUACAUCGAGAAAGAUCCUGAUUGUGCUGCCGUAGCGAUGUAAUAAUACCACUAAUGUAUAAAGUUAAUCUCAUCUC